AUGGAGGAGGCUGGGAGCGACGAUCGCAUCAGCGGCCUCUCCGACGACCUCCUCCGCGACAUCCUCCUCCGCCUCCGCUCGCUCCCCGCCGCCGCGCGGACCACCAUCCUCUCCCGCCGCUGGCGCCACGUCUGGACCAGCAUCCCCGAGCUCGUCAUCGACGAGCUCCACGUGCCGGGCCGGCCGCCGAGCUCCUUCCUGCGCCUAGAGUUCGGGGCCGGGUGCGCCCAGCGGCUCGGGGUCGCCGCCCCCAUGCUCGAAGUGCUGGUCGCGUCGUUCCUCCACCACGCCCACAUCUCGGCCCCGAGGCUCGCCGAGGCCAAGGUCCAGCGCCUGCACCGGCACCACUUCGCCGACGACGUGCCUCGUCGUCUCCGGCGGCUGGACAUCACGCAGCUGUACCUAAACGCGGCGGCGCCCCCGAGGGCCCGGCGGUUCGAUGCGGUCGACGAGCUGAGACUGUCUGCCCUCAUUGGAAUGGAGGGAUACACCAGCUUCUUGGAUGAUGUAAACAACCUUCCCGUGUGUCAGACCGUAUUAUCGGUAUCGCUAACAGGGGAUCACCACGGCUUUGUUCCAACCAUGCUGCAUCUCCUCAGGAGAAGCAACGCUAUAAAGAAGCUUGUGCUGGAGACAUACACUCAGACGAAAGACCCAUGCUCGACGGCUUGUCCAUGCCGCUUGCCGGAGAGUUACAGGGCCAACAAUAUGACCCUCGAUUCACUUGAAGAGAUAGAGAUCAAUACGUUCAUGGGAGAAGAUGACCAGGUGGAAUUCUUAGAGAUGCUAGUAUCCAGAUGCAGUGCAACAAGACCUAUAAAUGUGGUGCUCAACAAGUCGUACCUUGUUCCUUUACGAACCGAGAAAGUUUCCGAGAUGAUCCGCAGCAUUUCUCGUCCAAAUCUCAGAGUCGGAUUACAUUAA
Messenger RNA from Triticum turgidum subsp. durum (durum wheat), 924 nucleotides. Lineage: Eukaryota; Viridiplantae; Streptophyta; Magnoliopsida; Poales; Poaceae. The record is from the annotation of a GenBank genome assembly.